UUAAUUUCAGGUUCCUCCAGGUUUGUAUGACGAUCAAGGCAAGUCCAUAAACAAAGGUUGUAUUAACAUCUGCUCCUGGAGCCCUGAAGCUGUUUCCAAAGCUUACUGCAGUCAGUUCAAGGAAGAUUUCUCCAUGUUCCUCAGGUUUCGAUCAAAAGAGGUGGUUUCUACAGGCAGAAUGGUGCUCAUACUACUUGGAAGAGAAGGUCCUAAUCCUGUUGGCAGAAGAAACUCUUUCUUCUGCGAACUCCUCGCAAGAUCCAUAGCGGAUCUUGUCGCACAAGGAGAAACUGAGCAGGAGAAGCUCGAUUCUUACGAGAAUCACUUUUACGCACCAAGUGCUGCUGAGAUAGAAGGUGAAGUGAACAAAGAAGGGUCCUUUGAAUUAGAGAAGCUAGAGAUGAUUGAAGUAGCCAAUAAGUGGGGCAAGGAGGAUGGUAUCAGUGCCGGUCUGGUGUUUGCAAAGACGGUAAGAGCGUCUCAAGGGUCAAUGCUUGCUCAACACUUCGGAGAAGCGAUAUUGGACAAGAUGUUUGAUACAUAUGCUAGACUGAUUGACGAGGAGUUGGCUAAGGAAGACAUAAGACCCAUUACAUUUGUUGUUGUUCUAAAAAGGAAGCUCUGAAACAUAGAAAUGAAACCUAUCUCUAUGUGUGUGUGACAAAUAUUGAAUAUACGAUAAUAAAACCAGAGUAUCAAGGAAACAUAUCAAGCAAAUAAAUUUGAUUAAAUCAUUUUUCAUUUCUACUUGAUGUAGCAUUUUCCAUGUAUUGUAUAUUUGAUUAAAUUUGAUUAACCAAGGGGAUAUUCACAAUUGAGACUUCACCUAAGCGGCACCGUAAUAAACUAGUUAUCCUCUAUAGUCAAACCAAAACCGUUUGACAUUUGACAUCUCUAAUGUUUGCUUUUGAGUUUUGAAUCUUUUGAUGUGCUCAGAAACAUAUUUUUUUUUGCUUUGGUAUUCUUAUUAAUCAAAUAAUUGAUCAAUUAUCCAGAGUUGAAAGAAACUCAAUAGGUUUUUGUCAGGUUAUAUAUGACAAGACAAAUAACAUUCAUAAUAGAAGAAAACAAACUGAGGGUUACAUAUUCAAAAAAAAGUAUUAAAACACAGAAUCUGUAUCUGUAAACUAACGACGAGUUACAGCAUUUAGAUUACAUUCAAAUGAUGAAGAUUCUCUCAACCAACUCUUAUUUUUGUUUUUGGUUUCUUCUUUGUCUACACAGCAGAGUUGAGAGAGUCUUCCAUCAGAAAAAUAGUUGAAACAGUA
Messenger RNA from Brassica napus (rape), 1268 nucleotides. RefSeq names its product probable methyltransferase TCM_000336. The coding region runs from base 134 to 625 and encodes 163 amino acids. Gene Ontology annotation, molecular function: S-adenosylmethionine-dependent methyltransferase activity. Lineage: Eukaryota; Viridiplantae; Streptophyta; Magnoliopsida; Brassicales; Brassicaceae. The record is from RefSeq and is a predicted model, not a curated record. The transcript has 2 exons. Gene Ontology annotation, biological process: methylation.